Molecule: messenger RNA, 4344 nt
Organism: Schistosoma turkestanicum
Lineage: Eukaryota; Metazoa; Platyhelminthes; Trematoda; Strigeidida; Schistosomatidae
Source: the annotation of a GenBank genome assembly
AUGACAACUGGAAGUGGAGUGAAUUUAAGAACACUUCGAGCUGUACGUGUACUACGUCCUCUCAAACUAGUGUCAGGUGUACCAAGUCUUCAAGUAGUUUUAACAUCAAUCAUUAAAGCAAUGGCACCAUUAUUACAAAUUGGAAUCCUAGUAUUAUUUGCCAUAUUAAUAUUUGCAAUUGUUGGAUUGGAAUUUUAUUCUGGUGUCUUUCAUGUAACAUGCUUUGAACAAAACAAUCCAACGGAAUUGCCAAGUUUCAUACCAGAUGCACCUGGUUUAGUACCAUGUCAACCGGUAGACACGCACACUCGACCACCAGGAGCAUUUAUUUGUCCAAGUGGUUAUAUAUGUAAAGGUUAUUGGGAAGGACCAAAUUACGGUAUAACAAGUUUUGAUAAUAUUGGUUAUGCAAUGUUAACAGUAUUCCAGUGUAUUACAAUGGAAGGAUGGACAGAUGUAUUAUACAUGACCAAUCGAACAUAUGGUUCACGUUUCAACUGGAUUUAUUUUAUACCAUUAAUUGUAAUUGGAGCAUUUCUUUUGAUUAAUUUAGUACUUGGUGUUUUAAGUGGUGAGUUCGCUAAAGAGCGUGAACGUGUGGAAAAAAGACGUGCCUUUUUAAAAUUACGCAGGCAACAACAAUCUGAUCGUGAAUUAAACGGUUAUCUAGAUUGGAUACAACGAGCCGAGGAAGUUAUUUUAGCUGAAGAACAAAUUUCAUUUGCUCAGCGGUUGAAAAUUAUCAAAGCUAGAAGAAGAGCGGAAAAGAUACGAAGACGAUCAAACGAUGCUGAAAAACGUGCCAUAGCUGCUGAAUUAGAAAAUUGUGAAGCUGAACUAAAAGCUAAACGAAAAUUUAAAAUACCCGGUACUGAAGCUUUAUUUCAAUAUCAUAAACAGUUUCGAUUUGCAGUUCGUCGUCUGAUAAAAUCACAAAAAUUUUAUAUACUUGUGAUUACCCUCGUAUUGUUGAAUGCAUUAUGCGUUUCUGUAGAAUUUUACGGUCAACCAGGAUGGCUUACAGAUUUCUUAUAUUUCUCCGAAUUCAUUUUUCUUGGACUAUUUUUAUUUGAAAUGAUUAUAAAAAUUUAUGGAUUGGGCUGUUUGAUUUAUUUUCAUUCGACGUUCAAUAUUUUUGAUUUUGCAGUUGUUUUCGCUAGUCUAUUCGAAAUUGUAUGGCAGAUUUUCUAUCCAUCCGAUUCAUUUGGAUUCUCCGCUUUACGCAGUAUUCGUUUAUUGCGAAUAUUUAAAAUAACAAGAUACUGGGCAUCACUACGUAAUCUAGUAUUAUCGUUAUUAAACGCUAUGAGAAGUAUACUCAGUCUUCUAUUUCUACUUUUCUUAUUUAUGUUAAUAUUUGCUUUACUUGGAAUGCAAUUAUUUGGUGGAGAGUUUAAUUUUGAUGACGGGAAACCAGGCCAAAAUUUCGAUACAUUUGUAAAAGCAUUAUUAACUGUAUUUCAAAUUUUAACUGGAGAAGAUUGGAAUAUGAUUAUGUAUGAUGGAAUACGUUCUCAAGGUGGAGUUAACAACGGAGGAUUUGUAUAUUGUAUUUAUUUUGUAUUAUUAGUAUUGUUUGGCAAUUAUACUUUGUUAAAUGUAUUUUUAGCUAUUGCUGUAGAUAAUUUAGCUAAUGCACAAGAACUGACUGCAGCUGAAGAAGAAGAACAACGUUUGGCUGAUGAGUUAGCGGAACAACAAGAAAAUAAUGGAAAUUCAAAAACCAAUUUAAAUCAAUCACAAACUAUAGAAAUUAAUCAAAUCAAUGAAAGAAAAUAUUCUGGAUUAGAAGAAUACGGGAAAUCUGUUACAGCACAAAUGGGAAAUAAAUACUGUGAUAAUUAUAGUACAAUGCAGAAAUUUCAGACAGAUAUAGAACUAGGUCGGGAGCCUGAAACACAAGCUAAUCAAGAUUCUCAAACACAGCAUCAAUUAUAUGGGAAGCCGAUUCUUCCUUACAGUUCAAUGUUUAUAUUUUCUUCAACAAAUCCUGUUCGUCGAUUCUGUCAUUUUGUGGUGAAUCUACGUUAUUUUGAUCUAUUUAUUAUGAUUGUCAUUGUAUCCAGUAGUCUUGCAUUGGCUGCUGAAGAUCCAGUCAGUGAAAAUAGUAUACGAAAUUGUUUAUUGGAAUAUUUUGAUCAUGCUUUUACAUGUGUAUUUGCGAUUGAAAUGUUACUAAAGUUAAUUGAUCUUGGUGUAUUUCUGCAUCCAUAUUCUUACUGUCGUGAUACUUGGAAUUUAUUGGAUGCUGCUGUAGUAAUCGGUGCAUUAAUAUCGUUUUUUCGAGCUUAUACUUUGAAAGGUAAAGCUGGCCAUGGAAGUAGUAAAAAUUUGAGUACAAUAAAAUCAUUACGUGUACUUCGAGUGUUAAGACCAUUGAAAACUAUUCGAAGAGUACCGAAAUUAAAAGCAGUAUUCGAUUGUGUAGUCAGUUCAUUGAAAAAUGUUUGCAUAAUUCUAGUUGUAUAUAUUUUAUUUCAAUUUAUAUUCUCUAUUGUGGCAGUUCAAUUAUUUCAGGGAAAAUUUUUCUAUUGUAAUGAUUUAUCAAAACUUACAAAAGAAGAUUGUCAAGGUUACUUCUUUUCAUAUGACGAUAGUCUAGUUCCUGUUGUAAAAGCUCGAGUAUGGAGUUCACGUGACUUUCAUUAUGAUAAUGUGAUCACAGCUAUGCUAACAUUAUUCACAGUGACAACUGGUGAAGGAUGGCCUGGAAUUUUAAAAAAUUCAAUGGAUGCUACCGAAGUGAAUCAUGGUCCAGUUGAAGAUCAUAGUCAACAGAUGGCAAUAUUCUAUAUCAUAUUUUUCAUUGUAUUUCCAUUCUUUUUUGUCAAUAUUUUUGUAGCUUUAAUUAUUAUAACAUUUCAAGAACAAGGUGAAAAUGAAUUAGUCGAUCAUGAAUUAGAUAAAAAUCAAAAACAAUGUAUUGAAUUUGCAAUUAAUUCAAAACCUUUAUGCAGAUAUAUGCCUAGUAAUAUUGCAUCGACAAAAUAUCGAAUAUGGCGAUUAGUGGUUUCUAGUCCAUUUGAAUAUUAUAUCAUGACAAUGAUUGCAUUAAAUACUUUAAUUUUAAUGAUGAAAUAUUAUCGACCAGAUUACACAGAUGCAAACAUGGGCAUUCCUGAUUGGGAAACACAAAAAUAUCAAAGUUAUUGUAGUACAUUGGUUUAUUUGAAUACGGCAUUUACCGCAAUGUUUACGAUGGAAUGUUUAUUAAAAUUAGUUGCGUUUGGACCAAAAAGUUAUUUUCGUGAUUCAUGGAAUACAUUUGAUUUUAUUACAGUAGUUGGUAGUAUAACCGAUGUACUUGUUUCUGAGCUACAGGAUUCAUCAUUUCUCAAUUUAGGAUUUUUACGACUAUUUCGUGCUGCACGUCUAAUCAAAUUAAUUAGACAAGGUUAUACAAUCAGAAUACUGUUAUGGACAUUUAUUCAAUCAUUUAAAGCAUUACCUUAUGUUUGUUUACUUAUUACAAUGUUAUUCUUUAUUUAUGCUGUCGUAGGAAUGCAAAUAUUUGGUACAAUAGCUAUAAAUGAAGCUGAAGGUCAAAUUACAAGUUACAAUAAUUUUCAUAGUUUCCCAUACGCAGUUCUGUUACUAUUUCGUUGUGCUACUGGUGAAUCAUGGCAAGAAAUAAUGCUUGCUUGUACUUAUGGACAAGAAUGUGUGAAUCGAACAUCGAACAAUUGUGGUAGCAAUGCAUCCUAUGCUUAUUUUGUAUCGUUUAAUUUCUUUUGUUCAUUUCUUAUGCUCAAUUUAUUUGUUGCUGUAAUUAUGGAUAAUUUUGAUUAUUUAACAAGAGAUUCAUCAAUACUGGGUUCACAUCAUUUAGAUGAAUUUAUACGUGUAUGGGCUGAAUAUGAUCCAGGUGCAAAGGGAAGAAUACAUUAUACAGAAAUGUAUGAAAUGUUAAGAAAGUUGGAACCUCCAGUUGGAUUUGGCCAAAACUGUCCAUACAGAUUAGCCUAUAAAAAAUUAAUCCGAAUGAAUAUGCCAUUAGAUAGUGCAGGAACUGUACAUUUCACAACAACACUGUUUGCUUUAGUCCGAGAAUCACUAGGUAUUAAAAUGGCUCCAGCCGAAUUUAUGGAUAUUAAAGAUGCUGAAUUACGUGAAACUAUUAGAACACUAUGGCCUGUACAAGCAAAACGAUCUUUGGAUUUAUUAUUGCCGCCAGAUUCAGAAUAUACAUUCACCCGUCUUACUGUUGGGAAAAUCUAUGCCGGAUUAUUGAUUUAUGAAAAUUGGCAAAUGAAUAAAUCCAGCGAUAAUAAAAAGAAUCUGCAUCAGUUGAAUACUAAGCCUAUACUUGAAGCAUGCUUAACUCAAAUGUUAGGACAUGAGUAA